AUGGCUCGCACAAUCACAUUUGACAUUCCGUCAUGCUACCAAUUGGUGGAGCUCAUUGGAGAGGGGGCAUACGGGACGGUCUGCUCCGCUGUUCACAAGCCCUCUGCUACGAAAGUGGCCAUCAAAAAGAUCCAACCGUUCAGUAAGCCCAUGUUCGUGACAAGAACAUUGCGGGAGCUCAAACUUCUGAAGCUUUUCCACAGUCACGAAAACAUCAUCAGCGUGUUAGACGUGGUGCGACCACUCUCGAUGGAUAAGUUCCAGGCCGUUUAUCUGGUGCAGGAGUUGAUGGAAACAGAUUUGCAUAAGGUUAUCAACGGUAGCGGGUCCCGCCUCACGGAUGACCACAUCCAGUACUUUACAUAUCAAAUUCUGCGGGCAUUGAAAGCGAUCCACAGUGCCCAGGUCAUCCAUCGAGACAUCAAGCCUUCCAACCUGCUGCUCAAUUCCAAUUGCGAUCUCAAAGUAUGUGAUUUCGGACUUGCACGCUGUCUGGCGUCCAGCACGCACUCUCGACAAAACCUGGUUGGUUUCAUGACUGAGUACGUGGCAACACGUUGGUACAGAGCCCCCGAGAUCAUGCUGACAUUCCAGGAAUACACAACGGCUAUGGAUAUUUGGUCUUGCGGGUGCAUUUUGGCAGAAAUGAUUACAGGGAAGCCCUUAUUCCCUGGCCGUGACUAUCAUCAUCAACUGUGGCUGAUUCUGGAGGUGCUGGGAACCCCAUCUUACGAGGAUUUCGAAAACAUCAAUUCUAAGCGGGCCAAGGAAUACAUAGCCAAUUUGCCGCUGCGGCAAAAGCUCCCGUGGCAAGUGGUGCUGCAAACCCAGAAUUUGAACCCGCUUGCAGCGGAUCUGCUCGAUAAAAUGCUUACUUUCAAUCCAGACAAACGUAUCAGCGCUGCCGAUGCUCUCAGCCAUCCGUACUUGCAAGUGUACCACGAUCCUGAAGACGAGCCAGUGUAUUCGUCAUUGAACUUGAACGACCCAUUCUGGAAAAUGGAUAACAACAUCAAACAGCCCUCCGAAGAAAGCGAGCUUUCCAUGGAUACCUUGAAGCAGAUGCUAUUCGAAGAAGUUGGAAAGCCCUUGCAGUGA
This is a messenger RNA of Lachancea sp. 'fantastica', 1098 nucleotides long. The record is from the annotation of a GenBank genome assembly. NCBI's taxonomy places the organism in Eukaryota, Fungi, Ascomycota, Saccharomycetes, Saccharomycetales, Saccharomycetaceae.